ACGACGUCUCCUCUGAUUGGUCCGUGGCCCACCCGAGGCGGAAGUGCAUCACGGAAGUCAAGAUGGGUACUAGGGUGAAGGUCCUGAGUGUGUUUAAAUCGCUGCACAGGACAAGAAUGGCUGUAUUCAAAGAUGAUGAGAGAGCACUGACAGCUGCCAAAGUGAAGAUCAACGAGGAGUUCCGUAAGAAUAAAAAUGAAUUAUCAGAAGAAAACAUUGAGAAGAUGAUCAAAAUGGGCUCUGACGUGGAAGUAGUUCUACGGAAGUCUGUACUUCAAAUGGAGCAUGUCGGCGAUCAGAAACUUUUGCUUCGACCAAGAGAGAGUCUUCUGAUGGAAAAUGUCCCCUACAGUGACCAGCCCAGGAAAAAGUCAUAAUGGAGUGACUUAAUAACCCAACAAGGACAGAGACUAAUGUCCACAUUGCAACUCAAAAGACAUGUCCUACCAUCCCCAGCAUUUAAUUAUGAUCUCCAAACCAAGAUCAGGACCUUGUGGAUACUUUUAUAUAUUUGCUGGAGACAUCUGCUGUCCCUAUAUGUGCUGUACAAUUUUAAUCAUGUAUAAAGUUAAACUAUUUGAAAA
Molecule: messenger RNA, 584 nt
Organism: Nerophis ophidion (straightnose pipefish)
Lineage: Eukaryota; Metazoa; Chordata; Actinopteri; Syngnathiformes; Syngnathidae
Product: complex III assembly factor LYRM7-like
Exons: 5
Coding region: 63-377 (104 amino acids)
Biological process (GO): mitochondrial respiratory chain complex III assembly
Source: RefSeq, a predicted model, not a curated record